AUGGGCACCCGACAGACCAAGGGCAGCCUGGCGGAGAGAGCCAGCCCCGGCUCGGCGCCUGGUCCCCGCCGAGAACGGCCCGACUUCUGGGCGUCGCUGCUGCUGCGCGCCGGGGACAAGGCGGGGCGCGCGGGCGCCGGCGCAGGGCUGCCCCCCUACCACCGGCGCGUCGGCAUGGUCCAGGAGCUGCUGCGGAUGGUGCGCCAGGGCCGGCGGGAGGAGGCGGGGACGCUGCUGCAGCACCUGCGCCAGGACCUGGGCAUGGAGUCAACUUCACUGGAUGACGUUCUGUAUCGCUACGCUAGCUUCAGGAACCUGGUGGACCCCAUCACACAUGAUCUCAUCAUCAGCCUGGCACGCUACAUCCACUGCCCCAAGCCGGAAGGCGACGCAUUGGGUGCCAUGGAGAAGCUGUGCCGGCAGCUGACCUACCACCUCAGCCCCCACUCCCAGUGGAGGCGGCACCGAGGGCUGGUGAAGAGGAAGCCGCAGGCCUGCCUCAAGGCUGUCCUGACCGGGAACCCUCCAGACAACACAGUGGACCUAUCAGGCAUUCCACUGACUUCCCGUGACCUGGAACGGGUGACCAACUACCUGCAGCGCUGCGGGGAGCAGGUGGACAGUGUGGAGCUGGGCUUCACGGGCCUCACAGACGACAUGGUCCUGCAGCUGCUGCCAGCACUCGGCACCCUGCCUCGCCUCACCACACUAGCCCUCAAUGGAAACCGGCUGACCCGGGCUGUGCUGCGUGACUUCACUGACACCCUGAAGGAUCCCAGCAAGUUCCCCAAUGUCACAUGGAUCGACCUGGGCAACAACGUGGACAUCUUCUCAUUACCCCAGCCCUUCCUGCUCAGCCUGCGUAAGCGCUCUCCAAAACAGGGCCACCUGCCAACCAUCCUGGAAUUGGGUGAGGGCCCAGCCAGUGGGGAAGAAGCCCGGGAAGAGACAGUAGGACAGGAGGACCCUGGAGGGAGCCCUGUAGCACUUGCCGAAGACCUUAAGGAUAAGGAGGCUGUAAUUCAGACGUGACACGGAAGUGGGGAGCCUCACCAGGAAGUCCUUGUGGGGGUAGGAGGGCUGAAGCAGGCUUGGGGCUCCUCCUACUGGGAGACUCAGGCUGUUACCAAAAAUCCACCUGGGCAGUCCCACCCCAGAAAGGCAGCCUACAGCACCAGUGAAUGGUCCUCUCCAUUCCUCCCCUGCUUCCUCACAAAUCUCAGUAUCUUCUUGGUGGUUAAGAAGGCAUCCCUGGCUUAAGCUCCAGGGACACUCCCCCUCCACCCCCGCCCAGCUCUCUCCUUGAUCUCCCAUGAGACUGUGCUGCUUAACAUAUAGCAUAGAGAUCCUGAAAGCUAGAGACAAUAGAUUCUCCCCAUCUACAGUUGUAUCCCUACACCUAACCCAGGAUUCCCAUAUCUGAGGGAACAUACCCCACCUCCACUCCCCCUCUAAAGAGAAGCUGAGAUCUUCCUGAGGAAGGAGGCCUGUUGCCAGGGACUCUACAGGAGCCUAUGCUAAGUGUGAAAACCUCUGACUUCAUGUCAGCCUCCAUUUAAGGCUCACCGGUUAACUCCAGGAGCCUGCCCCUAAAACAGCCAUCACUACCCUUCAGUAUUUAAAUUAUCCUGUAGUGCCAUAUGGCUGUGUCAAAGGCAGAUCAGAAUUGCCAAACCUCCACGUGGGUUUGCACCCUUACUAAACAGACCAUGAGCCUUGUUCCCUGUCAGCACUACACUGGGCCUACCCAGAAUUCCCUUAUAUAUUUUAAAAGCACAUUCCUAAAAACCUACCAAGGGUACCAUAAAAUUGAGCCCAAACCUCAAAGAUGGCUGCAAAGUCACACCUGCCCCUUACCAAGAAGACCCUUCAUUAAAAGGCUCUACCAGAUUUUUCCAAAUCCCCUCUAGACAACGAGGAAGCCCUAUACCAAAGUGUGAGAAUGGGAGCCAGUCAUUCUGGAACCAGAUCAAUAGUGAGUAAACUAAAACCCUGUGGGCAAAGUAUGAGGGAGCACAACCUGACAGGCUAGGCAACACUUAAUCAAGAACUGACCUGUAGCCUCCAGUCAGGUAGAGAAUAUUCUACAGUAGACAGCAAGAUGGAGACUGACUAUGGAUGCAUGGGGGCCUUACAUGGUACAGUUAGAUGUGGAGCCAAAUGCUUCAAAAGGACAGGCAGCAAGGAUUGGAAUGAAGUUGGAUGCCUUAAAUGCUUUGGAGUUUAUGCCCUCAAAGUCUACAGUUGUUAAAGAGAAAACACCUUAGACCCAAGAGAAGUUUACAAGCUUGAGUACUAAAACUGGAUGGCUAAUACCUGACACUACUCAAAUUUUUCUUCAAAUACAUAUUUUUAAGAAUCAAUACCAAAGACCAUCCUUUAUUACACUGCUAGUUAAUGUUAAGUGCAUGGAGACAUUUUCAGGAGAAAUUAAGUUUCUGGCUUAAUGAACUCACUUUCCCAAAUAAAAAAUGCAA
Castor canadensis (American beaver) is the source of this 2477-nucleotide messenger RNA. It is a transcript of the gene Lrrc75a, whose product is annotated as leucine rich repeat containing 75A. The record is from RefSeq and is a predicted model, not a curated record. NCBI's taxonomy places the organism in Eukaryota, Metazoa, Chordata, Mammalia, Rodentia, Castoridae.